Molecule: messenger RNA, 1639 nt
Organism: Camelus dromedarius (Arabian camel)
Lineage: Eukaryota; Metazoa; Chordata; Mammalia; Artiodactyla; Camelidae
Gene: PCID2
Product: PCI domain containing 2
Exons: 14
Coding region: 55-1365 (436 amino acids)
Biological process (GO): post-transcriptional tethering of RNA polymerase II gene DNA at nuclear periphery; transcription elongation by RNA polymerase II; poly(A)+ mRNA export from nucleus
Cellular component (GO): transcription export complex 2
Molecular function (GO): RNA binding; double-stranded DNA binding
Source: RefSeq, a predicted model, not a curated record
CGACGCCGGCUGCGACGGGGCGCGCAGCUCGGCGGGGCGGCGGCGGACGCGGCCAUGGCGCACAUCACCAUCAACCAGUACCUUCAGCAGGUCUAUGAAGCCAUUGACACCAGAGACGGGGCGUCCUGCGCAGAGCUGGUGUCUUUCAAGCAUCCUCACGUUGCCAACCCGCGGCUGCAGUUGGCCUCCCCAGAAGAGAAGUGUCAGCAGGUCUUGGAACCCCCUUAUGACGAAAUGUUUGCAGCUCAUUUAAGGUGCACAUACGCAGUGAGCAACCACGACUUCAUUGAGGCGUACAAAUGCCAGACCGUAAUCGUCCAAUCAUUCCUACGGGCCUUUCAGGCCCACAAAGAAGAGAACUGGGCCCUGCCGGUCAUGUAUGCCGUGGCGCUUGACCUCCGGGUGUUUGCCAAUAAUGCAGACCAGCAAUUGGUGAAGAAGGGGAGAAGCAAGGUGGGGGACAUGCUGGAGAAAGCGGCCGAGCUGCUGAUGAGCUGCUUCCGCGUCUGCGCCAGCGACACUCGUGCUGGCAUAGAGGAUUCAAAGAAGUGGGGGAUGCUGUUUCUGGUGAACCAGUUAUUCAAGAUUUAUUUCAAGAUCAACAAGCUCCACUUGUGCAAGCCCCUGAUCCGGGCCAUCGACAGCUCGAACCUGAAGGAUGGCUACAGCACCGCCCAGAGGGUGACCUACAGGUACUACGUCGGCCGGAAGGCCAUGUUCGACAGCGACUUUAAGCAAGCCGAGGAGUACCUGUCCUUUGCCUUCGAGCACUGCCACCGUUUGAGCCAGAGGAACAAGCGCAUGGUCCUGAUAUACCUGCUCCCCGUGAAGAUGCUGUUGGGUCACAUGCCAACCAUUGAGCUUUUGAAAAAGUAUCACCUCAUGCAGUUUGCUGAAGUGACCAAAGCUGUGAGCGAAGGCAACCUGCUCCUCCUGAACGAGGCUCUGGCCAAGCACGAGACCUUCUUCAUUCGCUGCGGCAUCUUCCUCAUCCUUGAAAAGCUGAAGAUUAUCACCUACAGGAACCUCUUUAAGAAAGUGUGCCUGUUACUCAGAACACACCAGUUGUCUCUGGAUGCCUUCCUGGUGGCCUUGAAGUUCAUGCAGGUGGAGGACGUGGACAUCGACGAGGUGCAGUGCAUCCUGGCCAACCUCAUCUACAUGGUGCGGCCACAUCAAAGGCUACAUAUCACAUCAGCACCAGAAGCUGGUUGUCAGCAAGCAGAACCCCUUUCCUCCGCUGUCGACAGUGUGCUGACGUGCGGCAGCCCCAGGGGCGGGAAGGUGGCGUGCAGGGAACCAGCCGGAGUCGCCGGGUUCUCCCCGGGUGCUGAGACCAAGUUUGCCGGCACGCGGGGACCUUGACGUCUCCAUCGUCGCAGGACGCACGCCCGCUUCUCAGGGACCUGGGAUCCGGCUUUCAGGGAACGCAGGCACGUCUGCUGGCUCCGGAGUGUGGGCGGAGCCCCUGCGUGGGGCGCUCUGUCUGCAGGGUGGCUGCAGUUUCCUGCCCUGAGUGUUGUUCCUAAGGCGUCUUUGUGGCUCUUCCUAUGAAAGGGGCGUUCUGAAUUUAUACAGAUGGUGUGCUCCUUAUUGUAUCUUCUGGGAUACAGCUAUUUUUAUAAAUGUUAAAUUUGAA